AUGUCGAUGCAGCAGGAAAAGCAGCAGAACUUUCUCUUCAUGACCCCGGGGGCCAUAUCUCUGGGAGGGAGGAAUGUUUCAUUCACGUCUACCCAGGUCUUUGGCACUAAUAUCUAUACCAACAGCUUCCCUGCACUGGUUUCAACAUUCUAUAACUACGUGAUGUGGCCAUUCAUUUGGCCAUUUUCCGUGAAUCUCAGCGAGAGUGGUGAGCGCCAUCUAUUACAUCUGAGCUCUGCACGCUACCCGGCUAAGCAGGGCAUCCCCCAAGGAGUCCCGGUUGAAACUGGGGACGUGGCUAUAGGCACUAAUGGAGAAAUUGGGAGUGGUGCCUAUCUGCUCAACUGGAAGGGAGAGGUUAGGCCAAGUACCAAGGCUCUGGCGCAGUAUCGGGAGCAGGGGAUACCAGAACGGGUUUGGGGACACACAGAGACUCUUUUGCAUGAGGCAGUGCGUCAAUAA
Molecule: messenger RNA, 462 nt
Organism: Aspergillus fischeri NRRL 181
Lineage: Eukaryota; Fungi; Ascomycota; Eurotiomycetes; Eurotiales; Aspergillaceae
Exons: 2
Coding region: 1-462 (153 amino acids)
Biological process (GO): secondary metabolic process
Source: RefSeq, a predicted model, not a curated record